Molecule: messenger RNA, 1218 nt
Organism: Sphaerulina musiva SO2202
Lineage: Eukaryota; Fungi; Ascomycota; Dothideomycetes; Mycosphaerellales; Mycosphaerellaceae
Exons: 2
Coding region: 319-483 (54 amino acids)
Source: RefSeq, a predicted model, not a curated record
CCAGAUCACCAGCCGGGUGAGAGGGCUCUCUGGGUGGUUGGGUGCCAACAAGAUCUCGGAGCCCUCCAAAAUUGACAGACAAGUAGGUGCCAGGAGCCGCGAUGCCACUGAUUUGACUUUGCUGAGCGUGGAUACUCGGUAGUAUUUGUUCUUACCUACAUGUAGGCCUGGUAGCAGUCAUUCUGUCUUCUACAGGAUAAUAGCGUAUACUAUUCGACCGUCGAGUCCGCUCUCUUCUCUCUCUUCUCUUCUAGAGACUGUGGUAUGUAAGCAGCUCCCUCGUGCAAGCAUGCCAUUCUCCGAAGCAGAGGAAUAGCUAUGGAGAGGGCACAACAUCCGCUUCCCUCGAGUCUGGACGCCUCAAACUUGGGGAGCGAUCAGGGCGAAGAGGAUCGCUCUCAGUGCGAGCUUCAGGUGCUUUUCAGUCUUUCGCUGUUGGCCUCCACCGGGUGCGGCAGAGCUCGAUUAAUGAUCACCCCUUGAGGCUGCGGCGUGCGAGGUGUAUUGAAGGUGCAGUUUCUUGCUUGCACAUGAGCAGUUCAUGUUAUUAUGCUGCCAGAGUGAAGACUGUCUGAAGUGAUGAUCACGGGGGCCGGAGACGGGAGUAGACUACAAUAUGUCCAGCCUGAGGUGCCGGAGCUCGGGCCAGUAGACGCAUCUGUCGUUGUUGUUGCUUUUGGGCUUUUCACAGCUUCGCGUGCAUGCGCAGACUCAACCAUCCAUCCCACUCCGCGUGCAAGUGCAGACACAACCAUCCAUCCCACUCCGCAUCAUCUUCCAACAAGUACAUGAUUCUCUACAUGCUGACUGCGACAACAGAAGCCGCCUCGGUCUGCACAAGGACACAACAGAGCUGCCUUGGCUGGCACAGUGGCGGCGCUCCGCCGUGUCCACUCCACGCAGUCUCCUCGGAACCUUGCACCACCCAUCGACAACGAAUUUCAAAGCGGUGCGCCUGGAAGUGGGAUGUCAGCACUGUGAUCUCGUUUCUACACUGGAGUAUUUAUUGAGCUGGAGCGUUCGGCAUCUGCUGCCGCGGACCGGCAACAGUCUACUGUGCACCACACGGACGCACUACAACCGCCGUCGGGCUUCUGCACAGCGAGAAUGACCGGCGCCAUCAAGGAAAGCAAGUGGCUUCAUCGGCUUGCCUAUGGCAGCUGGUAAAGAACUACACAUGACCAAGAAAUGCAAUGAAAUAACAAGAAUGGACGAUGG